AUGGCCCAGAAAAGUGACGCUCCGUUCUCCGUCAGGGAGUACAGACCUUCAGAUCAACUCGUGGUCACGUCGCUCUUCCGUGACGGGAUCCUGGAGCAUGUGUACCCGGCGUUCUUCAAGGCGCUGAGCCACCCCGACCACGUGGGCGUCGCUCUGAGCAUCUCCGUGGCCGGCUACGUGCUCGGCGGCAGCUCCUACUUCCAGGCGUUGCUCUUCGGCGGCGCCUGGGCCGGCCUCAUCUAUUACUGCUGCCACGACAUCUGCGAGGGCUACAUGGCGAGGCGGCUGAGCACGGACAUGGCCGACAUCCAGGCCCGCUACCUGGAGAACCCAGAGAACGGUUUCUGGGUGGCGGAGGCGGACGUGGGCGGCCAGACGAAGGUGGUGGGGAUGGCGGCGGUGACGGGGAAGAGGGCGGAGGAGGAGAGCGCCAGGUUUGACGACAGGAACGGAGGAGUGGCGGGCGGAGGCUCGGAGCCCGACCAGGACGCCGGAGACGGGAGCCACGGCGAGGUGUCCCACCUGGUCGUGGCGUUCCCACAUCGCCGGAGCGCCCUGGGCUCGCAGCUGAUGCAGAAGGCCCUGGACUUCUGCAAAGAGCGAGGCCACGCCCGCCUCGUCCUGGACGUCAGCUCGCCGCAGACGGCCGCCGUUGCCCUGUGCCGGAAAAUCGGCUUCGUUCAAACGGCCUCGCACGGCAACACGCACGCUAACCGCUGGUUCUCCAAACUGGCCAGAAUCAACGUGCUGCGGAUGGAGAAGUUCAUUUAG
This is a messenger RNA of Limanda limanda (common dab), 771 nucleotides long. Its product is annotated as N-acetyltransferase family 8 member 3. The transcript is spliced from 2 exons. NCBI's taxonomy places the organism in Eukaryota, Metazoa, Chordata, Actinopteri, Pleuronectiformes, Pleuronectidae. The record is from RefSeq and is a predicted model, not a curated record. Gene Ontology annotation, molecular function: N-acetyltransferase activity. The coding region runs from base 1 to 771 and encodes 256 amino acids.